Messenger RNA from Strongylocentrotus purpuratus (purple sea urchin), 4345 nucleotides. RefSeq names its product protein FAM234B. The coding region runs from base 105 to 2732 and encodes 875 amino acids. The record is from RefSeq and is a predicted model, not a curated record. Gene Ontology annotation, molecular function: protein binding. The transcript is spliced from 13 exons. Lineage: Eukaryota; Metazoa; Echinodermata; Echinoidea; Camarodonta; Strongylocentrotidae.
GCGAACAUGGAGGACUGCCACUUGUAAAUUGUAAGACAUAGAUUUUUUGUUUGUUUGAAGUGAUCUUUGGAAGGUGUCACCUUGCAGAUAUUAGGCCUAUUAACAUGGAGUCAAAAGGAGGAAACAUGGAAGGUGAUUUAAACAAGGACUCCAGACCAGAUGAAGAGAUCAAGUUGAGCAUUGGUGAAUCCAAAAAUAAGGAGGAGGUAACAAACAUGGAGGGUCCUGAUAAGAAUGACAAUGUGACUAUUGUAUUAGAUCAUUCUGAAUCAGAACUCAAACAAGAAAAGGACCGAAAAGACAAAGAACACGUUGAGGAAUCAAAUCACGUCAAGGACCACCACGAUGCCGCUAAUGGUGAUAUCGAGAUGAAAUUCGUCCUGGACAACAAGCAUCUCAAUACCGCCCUCUCCAUACCCGGCAGUAGACCGGGGACUCCGAACACGGCCAGGAAACGCAAGAACCGCCACCUUGAGGAGAUGAACAUGGCUGAAAUGAUCUCACUCAGCGGGGUGGAAAGUAUGUGCACCAUCUCCAACUACGAUGGCAUGUCUACCCGUGGCUUUGAUGAUGAUGAGGAAGGGGGUGAGGAGGAGGAGGAGGUUGAUAAGGGUAUUGGAGUGCAUCAUGUCUUGUCCGUCCUGCUUGCGAUGAUGUCAGUGGCAAUCGUCCUGCUUCUCUAUUUCCUGGUGCCUUGUCCAAUGGAGCCUGAAAAUUGGAGCGUGCAGAUGGAGGGAAUAGUUUCAUCAUCUCCUGUAAGACUACUUGAUGUCAAUAGAGAUGGCAUGGACGAUGUCAUAUUCGGCUUCUCCAUUGGAAAAUCUACCGACCCACCUGAAGUUAAAGCACAACUGUGUGAAAAUCUCAAUUUAUCGUCGUCCUGCAGUGGAGGGGUGAUAGCCAUGAGUGGCUGGAGGGGUGAGGUAUUAUGGAGACUGGACAUGAAUCACACCAACAUCAAUAGCUUGGUCUGCAAUCAGCUGGACGUCAACAAGGACGGUCAGUUGGACUGUCUGGCCGCAGGACGAGAUGGUCUUCUGAUGGCCAUCAAUACAAAAACAGGUGCCAUUCUAUGGGAAGCUGAUCCCUCCGUGACCGUACCAGCAUGGACCUAUUCUCAGCCUCAGACCUUACCUGAAGAUCUAGACGAUGAUGGCGUAUUGGAUCUUGUAGUGUCACAUGGUGUCAAUUAUGACAAUAUAUCGGAGGGCGCACAGGGUGGUGAUGAAGUUGGAAGGCUUCUGCUGCUAUCAGGGAAGACUGGUCAAUCAUUGGGUACUUACCUGGAGAUGCUCGACGGACAUGCCUCAGUGAGCCCACCAAUCGUCUUUCAGGCCUCUGAUGAUCAAGAUGACACACCCUAUAUUGUGUUCGGAUCUGGGACAGCAUCUGGAACUGUUAGCCCAGGGUCUAUGUGGAUGGUGAGCCUAGAGAGGCUACUAUGUCAUGUGACAGGAAGUGACUGCAUUACCCACAGCACUCCCUCUGGUGAGCAACAAGAGACUAUCAGGACCGGUGUGUCUAGUAUAGAUGACCAUGUCAUAGAACUUGUAAGAGGAAAUGGAGAUGGUUUCAUCCUCCCCGCAAUCGUAGUUGACAUGACGAUGGAUGGGGUCAAUGACCUCAUCAUCAUAUCCCAUGAUGCCUUAGUCACCGCAAUCAAUGGAUCUAGCUUCAAGCCUCUGUGGAGUAUACAGCUUGAUGUCGACUCUGAGUACAGACCAUACAGUGUGUCAGCACCUGGACACUUCAACGACGAUGAGAUACCAGACCUGAUGGUACAGCUGGGUCCACAUCAAUCGGCAUCCAACACUAGCCAUGCAAACAAGAUUGUCAUACUGGAUGGAGUGACUGGAGGAGAACUGUGGCACACAUUGACAGAAUCAAGCUUUGAGAACCAGCCUACAGACUCUAGACCAUCACCUCUUAGUCUACGAGCUCGGGGGGAGAAAGAUGCGUUCACAUUUUGGAUAGAACAUCACCCUAUAAAGGAAGUGGGAACAACUACACAGAGUAACAUAGACGGGUGCUCAGAUCUCAUCUCUAAAUACCCUACUCUCAACCUUGUGAUGAUGGACAGAGAUAUGGCCAUGGAUCCACCUAGUCUCCUCUCAAUAAGACCAUACAAACCCAUACGCACUACACCGAGCAGUCAGCCCUCCAGUGACAUCACUACAAGUCAGCCAAUCAGCAUUGGAGCUUCUAGUCACAUGACAUCUCCAUCUGUUGCCGAGGCUUCGAGUCCCACGGUGGUAGAUGUUACACCAUUGCUAAGUGAUUUGACUGCCUCCAGCUCUAUUCCACUAAAUGCAUCUUCAUCGUCAUUGUCCUCGUCAUCGACAUCGUCACCUCAAAGGUUGAGGAGAUCAAGCUCCGAAGAUUGUAUGAUGAUGGAACCGAUCCUCGAAAGCACAGGUAUUAUAGGUGAUUUUGACGAUGAUGAUUCCCUGGAACUCAUUGUUGCUUUCAACACAAUGCCGACGUACCUUGGGUCCUCGGGCAGUCCUACCAACCAGCCCCAAGCCUAUCUUACAAUCCAGCGUGUGAGUCUAGAGCAAGCCCUGGACCAGAAUAAGAGGGUCAAGCUAGUCCAGGCCGACUCCUUCCUUAGUCCCAGCGUUGAGAACUCGACCGUCAGCGGGAACAUCUUUGAUCAUUUUGACUUGUUGGAGACCAAGUUUCAGACCUGGUUGGGGUACUUGGGUACCAAGGCAGAUGGAAGGUACACUUAGUCACAUGUCUGUUACAUGAUGCAUACAGUCCGGUCUGCCCCUAGCUGUUCAGGACAUUUUUUUAAUGGCUAAAUUGAUCACAAAUUGUUCUUCAAAUUGGCAAAAAUAAUAUGUUUCUUUGAAUGCAACAUUGUUCUAUUAAAAUGCAAUGUAAAUGAAAACGAUUUCCAUGGGUAGAAGUUUGGUUUGAAUAUUGAGACAAGUUGCAAAUGUUAUUGAGAAAAAAAAUGAUUUUGAAUCUCUCAGUGUCUUGCCAAUUUAAGGAUCUUGAAGCUGUUUUCCUUUAUAAAUUCCUUGCAUCAAACGCAAUUAGUCCAUGCAAUAAAAAUAAACUCAAUAUGUGCAGAACUUUUUGCCCUUUCUUUCCAUCCAUUUUAGUAUGUUUUUAAUGCUCUUGAUCAAAAGAUACUGGGCCAAACCAAAAAAUGUGAAAUGUGUGUCCCGAGAGGGUUAAUUUAAAAGCCACCUCUGCUUAAAGGCAACCUGGUCAUGAUUGUCUAUUUUAUUCUACACCACUAAAGAGACAUAAAUACAAGACCAGUCUGCCUUAUCACUGUUUGUUUUUCUUUCAAAUUUUUGUGUGGAAGUAUGUUCUUGUAAUUGCUAACUCAUUUACAGUCAAACUCAUUAUAUAAAAAAAAAAAAUCACUUUUCUAUCUUAAAAGUUUAAGACCAACUUUAACCAAUGAUAGUAUAGGAAUUUGCAUUCGUAAAUUGACUGCCAUAUGCAAUAAUGAAAGGGCAUAACUAUACAUGGAUGUAACAACGAUGAUACUAGAAACAUAAUGUUGAUGACGUGAAUGGUGAUUAUGAUGGCAAUGGUGAUGGCAAUAGGAAUCAAAUUGUAAUUGUGUGAAUGGUUUGGGCUAUUUAUAGACAUUCGAUGCUUUAUAUAAUUGCUUAAAUUACUACGAUUACUUGGUUAAUUACAUUGAUUUUGGUGAUGACUAUAAUAGCAGAGUUCUGUGAUUUUAAAUGAUAUUUAUUUUAUUGUAGUGGUUACACCCAAUUGACAUGAAUAAUGGUGUUAAUGAUGAUGAUGUUUAUAGUGAUAUAAAGUAUCUCUGUGUUGAAAAUCAUGAUGUUCAUAGAGAAUAUGCUAAAUUUAAUUUUAGCUAUCGCCAAUACCCCCAAAUGCCUGGAUGUUAUUUUCACGCCUCCAUUUCAAAUGCACUCUGUGAUAGCUAGGUGACUCAGUAGCUUCCAGUCUUUUGUGCAGCUAUACUGUGCCGUCCAGUCUCACCCAAUGCAGAGCAGCGUAGCAGCCAGCAGUGCUAGCUGUCUAUAUUAUAGAGAUAUUGACUGCUUUGAAAAAGCACUGUAUGGUGUCCGCUCGCUCAAAGAACUUUUUAACACGUAAACCAAUGGGUAUCGCAGCACAAUUUUACUAUUUUCAUGGUAAUCAGAAUUUUGAGGGAUCUCACUCUUGGACUAUUAACCAGUAAUGGCAUUUUUCGCUUCUUUACGGGAAUGGCUAAAAUCAAGAGUUCAAGACUCCAAUUUCGACCAAUCAAAUGGCUGGAUUUCUUAAGUGAGGUAUAUAAAGUACUAUGUCAUAAGCAAUUCUCUAUGUUUUACAAACUGUGAAUCUGCUGUGUGCUGGUCGAAAAAAA